Messenger RNA from Debaryomyces fabryi, 366 nucleotides. RefSeq lists its product as uncharacterized. Lineage: Eukaryota; Fungi; Ascomycota; Pichiomycetes; Serinales; Debaryomycetaceae. The record is from RefSeq and is a predicted model, not a curated record. The transcript has a single exon. The coding region runs from base 1 to 366 and encodes 121 amino acids.
AUGUUCGUUGGUUUUAACACUAUUUUGGUUGCUACAUCUGCAGUGUCAGUAUGGGCACCAGUAGCUGUUGGUGAUGUUCUCAACAAUUGUUGGAAAAAUGAAGAAAACAGGCCUUUUCCUAAUCAGAUAAAUGAUGGACAGGAUGCGCUUAAGAGGCGUAUGGCAACAUGGAUUUCAAAUAUUAACUGCGCUAAGGCUGUUGGUCGACAAGUAGGCGUUUUGGGAUUAGGGACUGCUGGUUUUAGGUAUAUAGCUGGUAUGAACAAACGUGAAGAACAUGAUGUAAUUAGUUUGGGAUACAGGCCAAUAACUCCAAAUACUAUAGACUUUAUGUGUUUGGCACAAGAUUUGUCACUUUUGAAGUAG